Molecule: messenger RNA, 378 nt
Organism: Loa loa (African eye worm)
Lineage: Eukaryota; Metazoa; Nematoda; Chromadorea; Rhabditida; Onchocercidae
Exons: 1
Source: RefSeq, a predicted model, not a curated record
UUGAGUAAUAGAAAAAUUAGAUAUAAACACAAAUAUGAUAACAGUUGUUUUUCAGAUGUGAAAAAAUACAAGUGUCCACAUAUCAUCUGUAAUGCAACCAUACGGGGCAAAACCAGAUAUUUAGAACAUGUCCAAAAACAUAAUGAAUCAUCCCGUUAUCAUUGCAAACAGCUCGGUAGUGGCGAAGAAUUCCAUAAUCAUUCAUCAGAAUUUUCUUCCCACAAAGAGGUGCAUCAACCUAAAUUUAAAUGCGAAAAGUGUGGUUUUUCCUCCAAGUACAAGAAUUCAUUGGAUAGACACAAGAAACAAUCCUGCAAAGCUUCUCGUGAGUUUCGCAAAUUCAGCAAAAUUUUUAUCAUUUCUAUGAAACUGAUAUAA